Messenger RNA from Notodromas monacha, 1024 nucleotides. NCBI's taxonomy places the organism in Eukaryota, Metazoa, Arthropoda, Ostracoda, Podocopida, Cyprididae. The record is from the annotation of a GenBank genome assembly.
AUGUGUGUGUGUGUGUUUGGGGAUUCACAUUCAGAUACAGAAACGUUUCCGGGCAGUGUGGAAACCGCGGACAGUCCGAAGGGCUCUUGGUUCGCCAUGGACACCGUAUCAGGUCGGGUCUCCGUGACCAUGGAGACUCUGCAGCAGCGAGCAGAAGUAGACUCGGACAUCAGCGACGACUUUCCCAGGUCGUCCAUUACACCCGCUGUAUUAGCUCAUCAGGGCCGACUGGAAGGACUGCUCAAGGAAUUCCAAGCCAACUCCACCAGAUAUCUGGGAUUUAAGGUCUUGGUCUUUGAGCCCAUCUCGGUAGCAGACCCCACGCAUCUCGGCAAAAGCGUGCGAUCUUACGAAGUUUGGCACUAUUGCAACAUGAUAUCCCCGCCAGAGCCGUCGAAUCCGAAAAUAUUAUCGCAGAAGACCGGUGGAAUCGGCAAUGCCGUUCCGCCAUUCUAUUGGCGAAAAGUUGCCUACGCAAGGGAAAUGUUUGCUAAAUUCAUUGAUGGUCGAAUGAUGGAGUUUAGAGCAGUGGACGAAGGCAAUUUCCAAGAUUACAAGCGGUCCCUUGUUGACGGACUUUUUGGCAUCCUCACUGAUAGAUACCAAAAUUACCCAGACAAGCAGCUGAAGCAGCAAAGCCCCAACUUCACAGACGCCGAGUGUUACUCCUACUCGGAAAUGUUGACAAGAUUGCGUGAGCGUAAUUACGGCACCAGGCUGCAAACCAUCAUACUCGUUGAUCACGACGACAAGGUUCAUUACAUUGAGCGAUUUUUCACGCGCGCGCCGGAAGACUUUCAGUACAGGGAGUCCAAUUUGUGGAUUUAUCUGCCACCAAUGCACGCAGAAAUCCGUGCUAAAAAGCUGAAGGACGAAGGAAAAGAGGAAUCAAGAGUGGAUGAAGAACAACCGCCAAGAACGCAGAUGUUCAGCGCCGAGGAAUCCAUGAGCCAACAUCAGGAUGCGCGGGGGAAUGAUUGAAAUCCCGCGUUUCAAGAAAAGAAUAAAUUAUGAUGAAGAACUG